AUGACUUCCAAGGUGUUGUUGAAUAAGUUCUCCUCCUCCAUCCGGCACGUAUACGUGGUCAAUCUUGUUCCCUCGCUGUCCUUCUCAACCAACAAACCACCAACGGAUAAACCGGUUAGUCCGCGGAUGGAAGAGUUCCAGAAGAAGUUGCGCGAGAAAACUCCCAUCGGUAAGCUAGAUGAAAUCGUCGGCAAGCAUCCGUACCAGGAGAAAGAACCUCUAGAACCGUUCCCAAACAAUACAAACCCAGCCACGGGCGAAAUCGGUGGACCGAAAGGACCGGAACCGACCCGAUACGGGGACUGGGAGCGCAAGGGCCGUGUUAGUGACUUUUAA
This is a messenger RNA of Anopheles marshallii, 336 nucleotides long. RefSeq names its product succinate dehydrogenase assembly factor 4, mitochondrial. The record is from RefSeq and is a predicted model, not a curated record. Lineage: Eukaryota; Metazoa; Arthropoda; Insecta; Diptera; Culicidae. The transcript is spliced from 2 exons. Gene Ontology annotation, cellular component: mitochondrion. Gene Ontology annotation, biological process: mitochondrial respiratory chain complex II assembly. Bases 1 to 336 code for a protein of 111 amino acids.